CACACACACACACACACACACACACACGCCCCUUACAGUAUCAUAAUUACAGGGAUUAACAGCUCCAAUCAAAGUGAUACCAUAAAACUGUACAGUGCAUGCAGCGAUCCAAAGUCCAAAAUAUCACAUUGUGGUGACAAAUAUUGUGCCUAACAGUGUUCUGAGCUGUAGUUAGGCACUAUGGUGAGGUUCCGGAUGUCUUCCCUCUUAGAGAAAAACAGUGACCAUAUAGUGGUACAUGCUGGGAGCAUUGGCCUGGCUGUCAUUACCCAGAUGAUCUCAGAAAUCUUCUUCAUUCUGGCAAAGGACAGCUGCGUGCCCAAUGCUCUGUUUCAGACUUCAUCCAGGGAUGUGUCUGAGACCUUCCCCCUGGAGGUGACUAUGGACUGGUGGUCAGGAAGUUACUGCAUUAUGAUAGACUUUUGGUCUAAGGCUUGGCUCCUACAUGCAGUGGUCAACCUUUUCAAAAGAAAUGUCCUUGGUCCUGUGUCUUGCAAUCCGGAAAUCCACCCUCCAGUAUUUUAUCUGAUGUGGACCAUGAUUAACAUUGCAAGAAUGUGCAGCAUGUCUCUGUGGGACAGACAUGAUAUACUUGCAGCCGUCGCACUGAGUUGGAUUCUACCAGUCCUCAGCUUCUACAUGCUCUACAUGUCCUACUCCAAUCUCAACAAGCACAAAGCAUGGUUAGCCAUUAACAACUCUAGUGUGAUCUCGUGGACACGUUACCUGACCCAGAAUGGCUUGGCAGUGUUUGCCUGGUGGGCUCUUUUGAAUGCUGUGGUGGGUCUAGGCAUUGUCUUCAAGUACAAAGUUGGUGUGCCGGACCCACUAAUCAGCACCAUUGUCCUCACCAUAGUCUUCUUGUGCACUGUAACCUGGUUCAUCCUACAGAGAUUCCUGUUAAACAAGUACUUGCGCUACACAUUCAGCGUUUACCCCAUUCUAAUUCUGGGCCUGGGUGCAAUGUUUACCCGAAGCUAUUGUGUCAAUGACCUGGCUGCAAACACAGUCUAUUGUGGGUUCCUUAUGCUCCUGAUGACCACCAUGAGCUUGGUCCAUUUAAUCUCUGAAUGUUUGCACACGGAUGAGUCAAGCAAGCCUCUUGCCACGGAGCCUUAUCUGUCUUUUGAGGGCUGUGAGACGGUGUGCCGACCUGAGGGCACCAUCAAACACAAACCUCAGAAGUGAUGACAUGAAGAAAGCCUUCUGCAAAAUCUAACAAUAAAAUUAUAAAACAAUUAAAUAUAACAACUUGUGUAUUAUGCAACAGUGAACAUUUGCAAGGGUGCACUUUAUAUUAAUCACCAAAAGGGGGCAGCAUAUGCUCACUUCACACUGAGAAUGUGCCAUGACAAACAAAAGCUCUGUUGUACCAGAAGAUGGCACAGUAAUUCAAGCUUUUACAGGGAAUUUAUCUCUGUGUUGAGCAUGUGAUUCAAAAUUGAAUACAAAAAGUCUAUAGCAGCCCAAAAAAAAUAAAACGAUUAUCCAUUGUGGCUCUUACAAUUUUUGUGCUUAUGGGGUCAAAUUUUAUCCGUCUUUAUUAUCCUAAUGCACACAUAACUCUCAAUAUAAGAGGAACCAAGGCGAGGUUAAAGGGAAAAAAACACAAUAGCUUGUUUUUUAUGAAUUUUCCAGAUUGGUGAACAAACAAAGUUCAUUAAAAACCUCUGUACCCUCUCUUA
Messenger RNA from Dicentrarchus labrax (European seabass), 1685 nucleotides. RefSeq lists its product as uncharacterized. Lineage: Eukaryota; Metazoa; Chordata; Actinopteri; Moronidae. The coding region runs from base 181 to 1188 and encodes 335 amino acids. The transcript has 7 exons. The record is from RefSeq and is a predicted model, not a curated record.